AUGGGCUGCAUGAAAUCAAAGCAAACAUUCCCUUUUCCUAACACAUUAGACAAGCUACAUGAGAGUGAAGAAACCUUUAUGCCAGAUGAUAGCUGUCAACAUAGGACCCCUUCUCCAGGUAAACCUGGAGACCAAGAGGAAGCGAAGAAACUCCCAGAGGCCAGUCCUGUGGUCCUUGAAUUUGCAGAGCGUCUGGCCAAGGAAAUCGUGCAGGAUGCCUUGCAGCAGUGGGCAUGCGAAAACAUCAAGUACUACAACAUCCCAUACAUCGAGAGUGAGGGCUCUGACACCACUAUUGGAUGA
Cricetulus griseus (Chinese hamster) is the source of this 303-nucleotide messenger RNA. The record is from RefSeq and is a predicted model, not a curated record. Lineage: Eukaryota; Metazoa; Chordata; Mammalia; Rodentia; Cricetidae.